ACAAACUUGAGAACGAAGAAGAAGAAGGAAAAGGAAGAAAAAGAGCUAGCUAGCUAGCUUCGUUAGCUUCCUCCUGCUGUCUUUAGUGUUGUGAUAAUGGCGCCUUUAGACCUCGAUAAGUACGUUGACAUAGCAAGACACUGCAAAUACCUCCCGGAGAAUGAUCUAAAGAGAUUGUGCGAUUAUGUUUGUGAUUUACUCCUGGAAGAAUCAAAUGUUCAGCCAGUUACAACUCCAGUUACUGUUUGUGGAGAUAUUCAUGGUCAGUUUUAUGAUCUUUGCGAGCUCUUCAGAACUGGAGGCCAGGUCCCAGACACAAACUACAUUUUCAUGGGCGACUUUGUGGACAGAGGAUAUUAUAGCUUGGAGACUUUUACACACCUGCUCGCUCUAAAAGCAAAGUGGCCCGACCGCAUCACACUUCUACGUGGAAACCACGAGAGCAGACAAAUAACUCAAGUGUACGGCUUUUAUGAUGAGUGCCAAACAAAAUAUGGAAACGCAAACGCCUGGCGGUACUGCACUAAGGUGUUCGACAUGCUGACGGUGGCCGCUCUGAUUGAUGAGCAGGUGCUGUGUGUUCAUGGUGGACUUUCACCCGACAUCAAGACUUUGGAUCAGAUCCGCACAAUCGAGCGCAAUCAGGAGAUUCCCCACAAGGGGGCCUUCUGUGAUCUGGUGUGGUCCGACCCUGAGGACGUGGACACCUGGGCCAUCAGUCCCCGAGGGGCGGGCUGGCUGUUUGGCUCCAAGGUUACUAACGAGUUUGUCCACAUCAACAACCUGAAGCUCAUCUGCCGCGCUCACCAGCUCGUCCAUGAAGGCUAUAAGUUCAUGUUCGACGAGAAGCUGGUGACCGUGUGGUCGGCGCCAAACUACUGCUACCGCUGCGGCAACAUCGCCUCCAUCAUGGUCUUCAAGGACGUCAACAGACGAGAGCCAAAGCUGUUCCGCGCCGUCCCCGACUCUGAGCGCGUCAUACCUCCCAGAACGACCACGCCGUACUUCCUCUAAUGACCUUGAGGCGGUUCUCGUUCGUCUCCGGCGCCUGGAGACCUCAAGCUUAUUUAUAUGCAACAUGUUUUAAUAAAGUCAUGGGAGUGACGUCCCCUUCAGGUGACACACGGAUCCUCUGCCAUGUUUGAUCUGUCAUGAUGAAAACACUUCUCCUCUUCCUCCCCCCGCUCUGAAAAUGAGAUGUCUUCGUAUUUUAUCAGAAACGAAAUGAUCGUUUAAUCCCAGAGGCGAUUAAAAACAUGAAUCGGCAAUAAUACACGAGCAGAUGAAGUGAUGUAUAUUUUUCUUUUAAGUGUCAUGGUAGCAGUGAAAGUUUCCUCCUCUCAGAUAAGAUCAUUUCAAAUAAAGGAAAUCAACUCUUGGAAUAAUUUUCUCCUGUGAAACAACAACAGCUGCUGAGCCCCUCCUCUCUGCCUUAACUGCUGCUUUGAUUUCAUUUUUAACCCUUUCAUAAUUUAUUGUUUUUAAAAAGUGUCUUCUAUCACAGCUGAUGUUUAGACUUUUCAUGACAAAGGUCCAAAUGUCGGCCAUCAACCGGUUUCCAUCCUCUCGUGAUAUGGUGAUGAGUUGUGGCUCUCUAAGCGAUAUUGUUUCACUUUAAAAACACUGUUUUACCGUGUAAGUGCAUUCUUCCUCUCUCUCUUGAAUAACUGCUCGGUUGUAUUUGUAUCAGAGAAUUGUUCUAUGUGGCUUUCCUCUGUUUUGUAAUUCAAUAAAACAUUAUUCAUGAAUCAUC
Messenger RNA from Labrus mixtus (cuckoo wrasse), 1753 nucleotides. Its product is annotated as serine/threonine-protein phosphatase 6 catalytic subunit-like. Lineage: Eukaryota; Metazoa; Chordata; Actinopteri; Labriformes; Labridae. Gene Ontology annotation, cellular component: cytoplasm. Gene Ontology annotation, biological process: peptidyl-serine dephosphorylation; G1/S transition of mitotic cell cycle. The record is from RefSeq and is a predicted model, not a curated record. The coding region runs from base 97 to 1014 and encodes 305 amino acids. Gene Ontology annotation, molecular function: protein serine/threonine phosphatase activity. The transcript is spliced from 7 exons.